UCAAUUUACUGCCUUUACAAUUCCAUUCAAACAUAUAUCGAAUGGAAUAGUAUCAAAAGGAACAAAAUUUUUUAAGUUUAAUAUUUUAAUCAUUUAUUUAUGAAUAAAAACUUUAAUCAAAUAACCAUCGAAUUAUCUAAUGAAUACAAAUCACAUAUGUACCCGCACGUAUGCACGCCUGCACGCAGUAACGCAUACAUAUGACAGAUCUAUUUAAUGAUAGAAAUAGAGUUAUCGUUAUUGUACACAUUCCUUUAAAGUAUAAAUUUUGCAUUAAUGGCUCUAUAACAAACAACGAAUAUCAUAUAGUUUAAUUGAAACAAUUAUUAUAUUAAAAUAUGAAAAAAGUUUGUUAUGUGUAACGAAGAUCAUAAUUAUUGCUCAAAUAUCUAUUUACAAUAAUUACUUUUGCAUUAAGACAAGGUGUAAUUUGUGAAGUAUAUGUGUAUAAAUUUAAUAUUGAAGUAUGUGAUAAAUAAGGUUAUUUUAUAAAACAAAAUUCUUAAUUCAUAACACGGCAUGUUAUUUCUUAAUUCAUAAUACGGCAUUGGGCAUAAAUUUUGACAAGUCAUUGUAUACAAAUAAAUAUUCCUUAAUUCAUACACAUGGUGUAGUUUGUAAAGCAAAUAUGGUAUCUUCAUGGUAUUAUUUCAUUUUACCGGUAGUAUUACUUAUUGGAUUACUUCGAAAAUGUCGUGAACGUACAUGGGGAAAAUGUAAAAAUACAGACAGUUUACUAGGUCGAGUAUUCAUUGUGACAGGUGCAAACUCCGGAAUUGGUAAAGAAACAGUAAAAGAAUUGGCUAAAAGGAAAGCUACAGUUAUUUUAGCCUGCAGAUAUUUACAAACCGCUCAGAAUGCUAUAUCUGACAUACGUACUCAAAUAUCUACUGGAAAACUGGUACCAAUGAAAUUAAAUCUGGCAUCGUUUUCAUCCAUCAGAGAAUUUGUUGCAGAAGUAAUAGAAAAUUUUGUGGAGGUUCAUGUGUUGAUUAAUAAUGCUGGAGUAUAUGUUCCUUUUAAAGAACAUGCUUUAACUGAUGAUGGAUUUGAAAUUCAUUUUGGAGUAAAUCAUUUAGGGCACUUUCUACUUACAAAUUUACUUUUGGAACAUUUAAAACGAAAUGGACCAAGCAGAAUUGUUAUUGUGACAUCUAAACUUUUUGAGUCUGGAACAAUUGAUUUUUCGAAUCUAAAUGGCGAAAAAGGUUUGGUAGUCAAAGGACGUAUGAAUCCUGCCUAUUGUAAUUCAAAAUUAGCAAAUACGUAUUUUGGUAUUGAACUUGCAAAACAAACAAAGAACAGUGGUAUUAAUGUAUAUAUGGUUUGUCCUGGAUUCACUUAUACAGGAUUAUUCAGAAAUGUUAAAAGGAGUUGGUUUCACUAUAUUAUUUUUUCGCCUGUUGCUCUGUUAUUUUUACGUACUGCAAAUCAGGGUGCACAAACUGUAUUACAUUGUGCAAUAGAACCUUCCUUAUCUAAUGAAAGUGGUAAUAUUUACCGUGAUUGUAAACUUUAUGUUUCAAAAAAGAAACUAGACCCUGAUGUAGCACUGCGUUUGUGGGAUGUGAGUGCAAAACUGACUAAAAUUAAUGAAUCUUUAAAUUAAAUAUUUUAAUGUAUAUUA
Molecule: messenger RNA, 1627 nt
Organism: Bombus huntii
Lineage: Eukaryota; Metazoa; Arthropoda; Insecta; Hymenoptera; Apidae
Product: retinol dehydrogenase 11-like
Exons: 4
Coding region: 629-1609 (326 amino acids)
Source: RefSeq, a predicted model, not a curated record